Molecule: messenger RNA, 1029 nt
Organism: Kwoniella mangroviensis CBS 8507
Lineage: Eukaryota; Fungi; Basidiomycota; Tremellomycetes; Tremellales; Cryptococcaceae
Exons: 4
Coding region: 1-1029 (342 amino acids)
Source: RefSeq, a predicted model, not a curated record
AUGUCGUUCCCUUUCCUCCUCUGCCCAUCCCUCUAUACCAUAUUCUACCUACUUUAUACCGUCCUUUCGCCUUAUUUCGACACAGAGCGCAAGAAGGCUUAUAUCCUAUCGUCAAUCUCAUCAUGUACUAUGACGAUAUUGUCUAUCCCUUUCUUCCUCAGCUAUCUCACCAAUGGAUUGAAAGAAACGUUCGAAGCUGGUCAAGAGGGAUGGAUGGGUCAGAUGGGCUGGUUUGGGGCUGUCUUCUUCGGUGUUUAUCUGUUUGGAUAUCUGAAAUACCCUUCGCAAGUGGGUUUGUUAACAGGAUGGAUCCAUCAUAUCGUCUACAUCGGUCUGAUGUUCUACGUCGUACAAACUCAGAUAACACCUAUCUUCCUCAUGGGCGCAGUGAUGGAACUUCCCACAUUCGAUCUCGCCAUAUCCAAUCUGUUCCCCGCUCUCCGAAACGACCUCCGAUUUCUGUCUUCCUUUUUCAUCUUUCGGAUCUUAUUCCACUCGAUAUACCUUAUCGACUGUGCCAGACCCUCUUCCAGAGCAUUCAUGGGUAAUAGCUGGGUGCCAACAGUAAUGCUGGGUUUGGCUUUGAUGAUGCAUCUAUCAUGGUUCAAAGGUGGUGUAACGGGAUAUAUCAAAAGACAGAAGAAGUCUAGUCACAAGAGGACGAUCAUGGUGGACGAAGACCCGAUUAUCGAAAUGGUAUCCACCGUCGAUUCUACCAUCUCUUCAGAUGUAUUACCAUCAUCAUCAUCUCCAUAUGAAUCACCUCUGGUCACUCCUCAUACAGCUUCACCAUCCCAGAUCCCAUUCUUCUUAUCCAACUUGAAUAUCCCCGCAAUCAAUCUACCAACUGGUAUAAUCGAUCUGAGAAGUCUCAAGGAGAAUGGAUCUGGAUUUAGGGAAGCGGUGAGAAAUCGAUGGGAUGAACAGAAAGAGAAGUUUACGAUGGGUAGAUUGGUUAGGAGGAAGUUGAGUGAAAGGGAAGAGGAGGGGAGGGUGGUGGUUAGAGAGGUGGUAGAGGUCGAUGAGUAG